Quercus robur (English oak) is the source of this 816-nucleotide messenger RNA. RefSeq lists its product as uncharacterized. The coding region runs from base 1 to 816 and encodes 271 amino acids. NCBI's taxonomy places the organism in Eukaryota, Viridiplantae, Streptophyta, Magnoliopsida, Fagales, Fagaceae. The transcript is spliced from 2 exons. The record is from RefSeq and is a predicted model, not a curated record.
AUGGUAGCAUAUGAGCUACUAUACAAAAUGAGGAAUAGAAGAAAGGCAAAGAAGGGGCAAAUGACAAUCAAACUGGAUAUUAGCAAGGCAUACGACCGGGUGGAGUGGACGUUUUUGCGCAUGAUAAUGCUAAUGAUUGGGUUGGACCCAAGAUGGGUUCAUAUGGCCAUGGAGACAGUUAGUAUAGCUUCCUACUCGAUAUUGAUCAAUAGGGAGCCCAAAGGGUAUAUCAAACCAUCAAGGGGUAUAAAACAGGGAGACUCACUCUCUCCAUACUUGUUUUUACUAUGUGCGGAGGGGCUGUCUGCCCUAUUACGAAAAGCAGAAGCAAACUACAACAUAAAAGGCAUUAUGACCAACCAACAAGGAGUGUGCAUUUCUCACCUCUUGUUUGCAGAUGACAGCUUGCUAUUUUGCCGAGCAACUAUGGAAGAGUGCCAAAACCUACUUACCCUUUUAAAGAAGUAUGAAGCUGCAUCGGGAACCAACACUGAAUAUGUGAGUCUGCGAACUCAUAGACGAGGAUACAAGGCACUGGGACCGGGGAAAGGUGCUGGCUACUUUUGCACAAAAGACAUGCAAGGAGAUAUUGGCAACGCCGUUGAACAAUGUAAAUUCAAGGGACGUGCUGGUGUGGAAGGAGAACAGUGCCAAGAAAUUCACAGUGCGCACCGCGUACCGUAUCGCUGUCCGCUUGAGAAACCCCAAUUACACGGAGCAUUCCUCGGCUCAAAGCCACGGACCAACCUGGAGGAAGAUUUGGAGGCUCAACGUGCCCCCAAAGGUACGAACCUUUUUAUGGAGGGCUUGCUCUAA